Molecule: messenger RNA, 282 nt
Organism: Knipowitschia caucasica
Lineage: Eukaryota; Metazoa; Chordata; Actinopteri; Gobiiformes; Gobiidae
Source: the annotation of a GenBank genome assembly
AUGGUUUCCCACAAGGUCUUCGUGGCAAUAAUCCUGCUCAACCUGUACAUAGGCGUGCAGUCGAUUUUCUAUCUGUUUGGAGGAGUCAUUAUGACGGUCCUCUUUGCCAUGGCUUUCCUGAAUGGACCGCGGCUGUUGGACUGGGCCAACUCUCCUCCACAUCUGCAGUUCAAUAAGUACGUCCUGACCGGGUACCGACCCAUUUCAUCCGUGCAAGACUGCAUCAAGAGCCUGUUCUACCUGCACAACGAGCUGGGGAACAUCUACACACACGGUGAGUGA